Molecule: messenger RNA, 8771 nt
Organism: Amblyraja radiata (thorny skate)
Lineage: Eukaryota; Metazoa; Chordata; Chondrichthyes; Rajiformes; Rajidae
Product: dynein heavy chain domain-containing protein 1
Exons: 27
Coding region: 1-8700 (2899 amino acids)
Biological process (GO): microtubule-based movement
Cellular component (GO): dynein complex
Molecular function (GO): minus-end-directed microtubule motor activity; dynein light intermediate chain binding; dynein intermediate chain binding
Source: RefSeq, a predicted model, not a curated record
AUGUUCCUCUUCGGCACCUACACCGGCGUGCGGGAUAGUUACAGUCGCGGCACGGCGGAAUACCACAGGCGGCUGGAAUCGUUGCUGGCGCUGGUGCAGGUUGUCCGCCAGGAAUUCCUGCAGCACACCUCGUACCGGGACAAGGAGGAGGAGCAGGUGGAGUACCUGUGGAACAACUUCCUCCAGGCGUGUGACGAGGCCACGGAGUUUAUCCGCAACCAGCGUGACAGCGUGCUGGAUGCAAUUUGGCAGGAGCGAGAGAUGCUCACUGCAAGGGUGCUCGCCAUCCAGGCCGACGUCAACGAUGCCCGCUUCCAGGACCCCCAGCAGAAUGCGGCCGCCAUGCUGCAAGAGCUGCUGAAGAUGCGAGAAGAGCUGCAGGCUGCAAUGCAGAGCAUGGAGGCACUGAACAACACACAGGAUGCCAUCAAAGGCGAACCAUUCGAUCUGACGUUUGUGGCGGCGACAGAACUACAGGUCAACUCCAGGAGGGAGCUGUGGAACGUUUACUACACUGCCUUCCUGGAGGUGAAAGACUGGAAGAGGACACUGCUGUCCCAGUUUAAGCUGCAGCAGGUGAGGCUGGAGCUGGAUGGCUGGCUGGCAAUAGUGGAGCAGCUGCGAGCCCACAUCCCGGCCGAUGAUGGUGUCCUGCUAGCCUUUUUCGAGGUGGUUUCCGUGUUCAGGAGAUUCCUGCCCAUCCUGGCCGACAUGUGUCAACCAGAGAUGAAGGAGAGGCACUGGAGAGCCAUCUUCACAGAGAUGGGCGAGGCCUGGAAUGCAAUGUGGCCGAUCACCAUCGGGGAUCUUUUAGUUUACAAUCUCCCGGCCUACUCCGAGUUCAUCAGUCAGGUCUUGGCUAAGGCGAGGAAGGAGUGGGAAGUGCACAAACUGAUGGUGUCGGUGGAGAGGUUUUGGAAGAGCUUUGAGUUCCGGCUGGUGACGCACAUCGCCAUGGUUCGUGCGGUGGAGACCCACCCCCACAGAUCGUUCCGGUCCCGUCCUCACAGGGUUCACCCGCGCACCGUCAGCUGGACUGCCAAAGACAGCGGAACGUUGAAGCUUAUCGAGAUUGGGCAGCUGCAGUGGCACGUGGACGACAGCAUGAUGACCCUGAGCAGCAUCAUGUCCAGCGCAGCCCCCAUUGACGACCAACUGAAAGCUGGCAAGCUCAAGGAAAUGAUUGAACACUUUGGGGAACUUCUGGACCUGUGGAAGAAUUUUCAGGAUAGGUGGGUCUUCCUGCACCAGAUCUCCUCUGAGAUGGUGCUGAAGGCUCGGAAAGUGGACCUGACCUUGGUGAGUGUGCAUGGCAGGGAACCUGACUCGGAGUGCCAGCCGCUACUGGAGGCGGUGCGCCACUCGCUCACCUGCCACGGCACGUACGAGCGGGACGGCCUGCGCUUCCUCUCCUUCCACUCGGCGCGGCUCAGCCUGGUGGCGUCGUGCGCGCCGGGUCCGGACCAGAGCGGGCUGUCUGGCCGGCUGCUGCGGCUCCUGACGGUGCUGGCGAUGCCGGCCGUCAGCUGGGGCUGGGUAGCCACGGUGUACACGCCGGGUGUACUGGGCUGGCUGCGCAGCUUCCCCACCUACACGCUGUCCCGGCACUCGCUCUUCGCCAGGGCGCUGGUGUUCGCCACAGUCGAGCUGUACCAGCGCGUCAAGGAACGAUUCCCGCCCUCGCCGCCGCACCCUCACUACUUGCUGUCUGUAGCUGACAUCGGCAAGGUGUUGCGGGGCCUGCAACUGAUGCCGCCCGCGGCUGUCGGCCCGGGUAAGGUCGGGCAGCCGGUGGUGACCGUGGCCAAGACGGUGGUGGCCCUGUGGCUGCACGAAUGCAUGAGGACAUUCUCGGACCGCCUGGUGUGUGAGCAGCACCGCACCGCGCUCUGCUCCGCGCUACACGCCGUGGCUCACACUCACUUCUCCUCACACACACAACAGCUGUCCUCCUACAAGGUGCUAUUACGGAGCACCGUGGAGCCGCAGCCCGCCGGCUCUCCCACCGCCGGCCCGGCCCCGAGUCAGGAGCUGGCGCGGCUGCAGCGAGCGAUGGCGGGGAUGAGUGAAGCGGCCGGUGCCGGUGGCAGUCCAUCCCCGCGGGAUAGUGAGACACAGCCGGCGAGUGGGCUCCGCCGGACCCGCCAGAGCCACUGGCAGUCCACCAAGCCGUUGCUGCCGCUGCACGAACUGUACUCCGGGGAGGAGCUGGGCGACCUGAUCUUCAGCAAGGGAGCCGUGAGGCCCGACAACCGGCAGCAGCUCAAGUCUCCGCGCUGGAACCCGUACCGGCAGCUGACGCUCGGCAACCUGGCGCUGCAGCUCCGGGACGUGGUGCAGGCUCACAACCAGGCGCGCCGCUCCAGCCGCCAGCUCAUCUUCUUCAAGGAGGCGGUGCAGCACCUGGCCCGCCUCAGCCGCCUGCUGCUCACACCCGGAGCCCACGGCGCGUUGCUGGCCGCCGCACACUGCAGCGGCCGCGGCACUCUGAUCCGGCUCGCCGCCUACCUCGCCCGGGCUGCCGUCUUCCACCUGAGCGGCCGCGAGUCUGGCCCGCAGGUCGCCGCGAUCUUCAAGCGGGCGAGCCGGCAGGCAGGCUUGUUGGAGCGCUGCACUGUCAUCGUGGUGCCGCCCGCUGUCCCACAGCAAACUCUGCAACGGCUCUUCAACAUCACGACCGACGGCACCUACCCCGACCUCUACUCGGCCAAAGAGUUCAGCCGAGUGGCCAAGGAGUUCGCCGCCACCAGGAACCUGGCAUGGAACCUGAAGCAGGAGCAGGUUUUGGAGAGGUAUCUCCUCGCUGUGCGCCAGAGCCUGCAUGUGGUGUUGCUGCUACCGCUGCAGAGCGCUGCGGGAGCGGGGAGCGUGGCGUGGGCUCCGGGCGGCCUCACCCACCUGCUGGGCCCCGCCGGCUACAUCGACGUGUGGCACCAGUGGAACCACCAGGCGUACGCCGUCAUCGCCACCUCCCACCUGGGCAUCGGCAACCUGUCCACGGUCAGGACCACCGGCCAGUCGGUGGCGAGGAUCUGGGUGCUGGUCCCAAUCAUCGUCAAGAUCAUGGCGUUGAUCCACCAGUCAGCGCUGAGCGGAGCGGCGCACAUGGCCCCGACGCUGCCGCUCAUCACCCCGCGCCACUACCUGGACUUCAUCGACCUCUUCUCCAUGAUCUUCCACUACCUGGAGCAGUCGGAGGGGAUCCAGAUUAACCGGAUGGAGCUGGGGCUGGACAAGAUCAGGGAAGUGUACAAGGCAGCCGAGGAGCGGCAGCAGGAGAUCGAGCGGCUCCGUCACAAGCUAGAGCUACUGGGCGAGGAGAUCCGGCUGCUGCAGGAACUCUACGCCAAGCUGCGCAGCGAGUUCCAGGAAUUGCUGCAGCGGAUGCGGGAUGAGGAAUUCCAGCUCGCCUUGCUGCAGCGGGAGAUGGAUGCCGCCCGGCAGGCCUUCCAGAGGGAAUACGGCACGGGCAAGCCUCUGUACGAGACGGCGUUGCAGGCGCUGCUGGCGUUGAGCUCCAGCGACCUGGACGAGGUGCGCACCUACCGAGCGCCGCCGCUGCCAGUGGUGACGGUGAUGAACACCAUCUGCCUCAUGUUCGGCAAGAUGGAGGGCUGGGAGAACGUGAAGCUGCUCAUCAGCCAAGACAACUUCUUCCAGGAGCUGCAGUUCUACGACAAGGACAACAUCCCGGAGGACGUUUUCCGGGCGCUGGGCGACAUCAUCCUCCGUCCGGAGUUCCAGCCGGAGACGGUGCGGGAGGCGAGCCGGGCGGUCGAGUCGUUCAGCGUGUGGGUGCGGGCCGUGUACUACCAUGCGGUACUAGCCCGCGAGUACAGCCCCACCUUUAUCAACCGCUUCCAGGAGCUGAUCGAACAGGCGCAGACCCGCCUCGGGCUGCUCCGCAAACUGGCCGAGCGCAUGCGGAAAGGGCUGCUGGAGGUGCUGCGGGAGGACAUGGACGACAACCUGUCGGAUAGUGACUCGCUGCUGGAGGCCAGCGACGCCGAGCUGCUGCGGCUGCUGCUGUUGCGGGAGCAGGAGUUGGUGCGGCGGCUCCGGGAGCAGGAGCAGGAGCUGCUAGCACAACUGCGGCGGGUGCGACAGGAGCUGCGGCGCAACGAGGAGCUCAUCCAGGCCCUUCGGCCUCACCGCUCCGACUGGGACGCGGCGCUGGAGCAGUCUAAGGGCCGCCGCCGCACCAUGUCUGGGGACGCGCUGCUGACGGCCGCCGCCGUCGUCUACCUCGGGCCCUUCGAGGAGCGGCUGCGGCAGGAGCUACUGGACAAGUGGAAGGGAGCUUGUCACACCGGCACCAUCCGCAUGGAGCCCGUGGACCCGCGGCAAGAACUGCUGGACAUCCUGGCAAGCCGAGCGGCCUCAGCCCUGGCCUCGCCGCGGGUCCCGGGCCCAACCCGGGACACAGCCCCGCCGCCAGGCCGGACCACAUCACCGCCUCGGGUCCAGCCCGAGGCACCGGCCCCACCGAUAGUCCAGACCGUUGCUUCAACGCCGUCGUCAGCCCGGACAUCUCAGCAGUCGCCAGCUCCGGCCCGGACCCCGUCACCAGCCCGGAGCCCAACGCUGCAGCGGACCGCAGCCCCGACCCCUCCACCGUCGCCAGCACUCACCCUGUCUCUAGCCCGGCGCCAGCCGUUGCCCCGCGGCCGCAGUCGGAGCCGGAGCCGGGAUCCCGCUUCACGCCGGCGCUCCAGCCAGUCGCCAGCCCGGAUCUCGCAACGGUUGCAAAGUCGGGCCAGGAUCGCAACUCGGACCCCUCCUCCGUCGCCAGCACUCACCCUGUCGUCUGACCGGAGUCAGCCGUCGCCCCGCGGCCGGAGCCGGAAGCCGUCGUCACGCCGGAGCCUGAGCCCGUCGUUACCCAGGAGCCGGAGCCCGUCGUUAUCCAGGAGCCGGACCCCACCUACAUCCCGCAGAAUGAGCCGCAGUCUCAGCCAGUCGUCAUCACGGUCGCCGCAGCUCGUCCCCACGCCGCCGCUGCUCCCCGACCCGCUGCUCGUCCCCGAGUCAGCGCCAUCUCCGGGCGCCGUGUACGGCCCAUCCGACUUCAUCCCGACCCGCAGCAACUUCCUGCUGCUCGAUAUGUUGAGCUCACUGCGGGAACAACUGGACUGGAACCUGGAGAAGCUGCCGGUCAACGCCACGGCCCGGGUCAGCAUCCUCAUCACGCAGAUCCUGCUCAGAUAUUCCCCCACGCCCUGGAUCCUCCUCGUCGACCCCGACAAGCAGGCCGGCAUCUGGAUGGGGGUGUUGCAGGCCGGAGGCGGGCUGCGGCUGCAGCGGGAGGUGCUCGCCGCAGUUAGUGCAGCCGGGAGCGAUGUGUUGGUGAAGAGCGCGUCUCAACGCGUCCUGGCGGCGGACGGCGAGGCGGAUGAGGCAUCUGGAGACAUAUUCAUCGACAGCCUGGCUGUGGAGGGCGGCGACGUGGAGUGGGUUCCACAGGCGCUGGAGGAGCGGCCGUCCCACGACCUCUGGGUCUGUCCCAUCACCAAGCCCGACCUGGAGCAGCUGCUGCUGACGGCCGCCGUCAAUGGAAUGGCGGUGCUGGUGACGGACAUCGAGCUGCGGCCAUUCCCGCCCGUGCUGUCGAGGCUGCUUCUCGCCGGCAGCGGCACCACCGAACCCGGGGCCUGGGAACGAACCUUCGAAACGCUGCCCGUCAAGAUCAAGCCCGGCUUCCGGGUCUACCUCAGCACCUCGCUGCCCCUGAAGAAGUUCGAGUCAGAGUUGGAGCCGGCGCUGCUGAAGCGGAUGCGCUGCGUGGAUCUGACCAUCAGUGAGUCGGGACUGCAGGAGCUGAUUCUCAAGGAGGUUUUGUACUUCGAGCGGCAGCGGGUGGACGGGCAGCUCGCCCGUCAGGUGGACAUCAUGUACCUGCAACACCAGCUGCACGUCGCGCAGGAGGAGCUGAUGGACAAGGUGGUGCAGACAGCCACCAGUCUGCUGCACGACCGCACGAUCCGUGAAGACGCGCUGGAGAGCCACAAGACGCAGGUCGAGCUGCGCUCCACGCUGCAGGCCCUGGGCCCGAGUCCCAGCCAAGCGGCGGCCGCCGCCGACGCCCCGUACAUGGUCAUCUCCAACAUCGGCUCGCAGAUGUACUGGGCGCUGCUCCACAUCUGCCGCCUCAACGCCUUCUACUACUUCUCCAAGACCGGCUUCAUGAAGGUGGUGCGCGUCACCCUGUCCCGCCGCAAGCAGCAAGUGCGGCCGCGACCCCCGGGAGCGGGGACCGGGCGCGACCACCACAUGGAUAUCACCGACUACCUCAUCUCCAGCAUCUACGGCCACUACCGCUGGUGUUUGUUGGUGGGCCACGCCCGGCUCUACCGCUUCCUCGUUGUGGUAGGCCACAUGAAGGCGCUGGGGCAGCUGACGGCGCUCGAGUGGGAGCUCUUCCUGCGAGGCACGGAUGGGAUGGACCUGGACGCUUCGCAGCCGGACUCGGGGCCGCUGCCGCCCACAUGGGUGGAGCCGGCAGUGUGGCGGAGCUGCGCCGUGCUGGAGUUGCUGCCCGCCUUCCGCCACCUCCGCCACUCGCUGCUCCACCACGCGGGACACUGGCGAGAAUACUUCAGGCUGACGAGUACGGUGAUCGGGCCCGCGCCCGGCCCUGGCCCCGGCCCCGGGACCCUGUCUGUCUUCCAGAGAGCCAUCCUGUGGCGCCUGUUCCGGCCCUCGCUGCUCGACGCCGUCAUGAAUGACUUGGUGAGCAGCGACCUGGGCGGCACUCUGCUCCGUGACCUGCGGCUCACCGUGCCCGCCCUCUACCGCUACAGCAGGCCCACCGUGCCCGUGCUCUUCCUCACGCCCGCCGGCAGCGCCGCCACCCUCUCCACCCAUCCGCUCUACUGGAUCCGACAGAUGGCCACCGAGCACCAGCUGCAGAACAAAAUCAGCAUCAUCUCGCUGGGAGCGGGGGAUCAGACGGACGAGAUUCUGGAGGCGCUGCUAAUGGCCACGCAGAAAGGCCACUGGCUGGUUCUGGACAACUGCCACCUGCUGGAUCGCUGGGACGAGCGGCUCGUCAGUCUGUUCAUCCAACUGGUCAGCGCCCGAGAGGCGUACGCGUUGCCUGAAGCCACCCCGCGCUCGGCGUCCGCGCCAGAUUACGUCUGUGAAGAUGUGAAGGAACCGGUGCUGACGUUUUUCAUGGAGUCUGGGGAACGGGUCCACGGCGACUUCCGCCUCUGGCUCAUCUGUCGCAAUGAAGAUGAUUGUUCAAUGCCAGGCGUCAUCCGCCGGUUCACGGAGAAGCUGGUGAUUGAGACGCACUCAUUGCUGCAGAACACGUUGAAGCGGACGUACACACAGGCGCAGGGUGUGAGCCGGGACCGUGUGGCCGCCGCUCCACUCGCUGCCCUCAGCGCCCUGCACUCAGUACUGUUACACCGGCAACAGUUCCGGCACUGGACACAGGCGCGCACCUACCGCUGGACGGAGUCGGACCUGUUCGCGGCUCUGGACAUCCAGAGAAACCUGCGGGCGUCGUGGGGCGACGCGGAGAGUUUACUGGAGCACUUCGUGGACGUGGCCGUGUACCGGGGACAUCUGCAAGACACCGGAGACGAGGCGGCGCUGAGCAGCGUCCUGCACUACUGCCUGCGGUCCAGCUGCGGCGGCGGCUCCAGCAAUGGCAUCGCCAACCUCAUCACCCGCCUCACCUGCAGCACGGGUGAUGUGACGGCUGCGGACAUUGACGGACGCAUCGAGCUGAUGGUGAACCGCACGGAGACGGCGGCGGUGGGGAUCGGUGACGGGCUCCGGGAGCGGCUGCAGGAGGCGCGCUCCCAGAUGGCGAGCCGGGCGCUAGCGCGCUCACAGUCGUCGGGAGCGCGCGUGGAGGUGGAGGUGGACGUGGACGCGCCCGGGGUGGUGCAGCUGGUGGGCGACGGCCUGGAGCAGCUGAGCGGCGCGGGGGCGAGCGACGUGCACGCGCCCGGGAGCGCGCACCCCCUCCGCCGCUUCGUGGAGCUGGAGCGGCGGGACCUGCGGCUGCGGCUUGAGCGCCGCGCGUGCGCGCUCCGCCACGCCGUGGACGCGCUGAGGAGCGCGCAACCCUGCCUCCCGGGCACGCGCCCGCUGUGCACGGCGCUGGAGCUCGGGCGCGUGCCCGUGUCCUGGUGGCGGGGCGCGCGCCGGCCCCCUCCCUUCGCGCUCUGGCUGCAGCGCGUGACCGCCACCGCCCGGCUGCUCGACGGCUACGUGCGCGCCCCCGCCGCCUGCUACAACCUGUCCGCCUUCCACCGCCCGCAGCUGCUGGUGCUCGCCCUCCGCCAGGCGCGCGCCCGCGACGACCAGCGUGCACUCGGCACCUACCGUGUACGCGCACAGGUGCUGAGCAGCUUCCUGCCCCCCCACUGCCCGCCAGAUGAGGGGGUGUACAUCAGUGGUCUGGUGCUGCACGGAGCACUGUGGGACAGCAGGCUGGGGGUCCUGCAGGACACGAUGUCCAUCAAAUCAUGCAGCCUGCCGGCGGUGUGGAUGAGGGCAGUGGAGGCAGAGAAUGCCGACACCCCCUCCCUCUACCCACAGUAUGAGUGUCCCGUGUACCUGGGGGCAGAGAGCGGAGUGGGGGAUCUGACCGACACUAACAUCAUCCUGCACAUCUCCCUGGCAUCAAAGCUUGACCCGAUGGUGUGCGCUCAGAGACGAGUUCACAUCGCCAGCAGUCUCUAAGAGAACCUCCGUGCCAACUGUUCAGAAUAACAUUUUUGAUUACAUAGCAAUUAAAAUAUAUUUAUAUGGCA